This is a messenger RNA of Sporothrix schenckii 1099-18, 585 nucleotides long. RefSeq lists its product as uncharacterized. The record is from RefSeq and is a predicted model, not a curated record. Lineage: Eukaryota; Fungi; Ascomycota; Sordariomycetes; Ophiostomatales; Ophiostomataceae. Bases 1 to 585 code for a protein of 194 amino acids. The transcript is spliced from 2 exons.
AUGGGGCGCUCUGUAGGAGCCGAGACGAAGGGCCAGACGCCAGGCCAGGGUGGUACCGGGAAUACAGCUCAGAAGCUCGGAUGGACACAGACGACACCGCGGUGGACGAGAGAUGGCAGCGCGGAAUUGGACAAGCAAAAGUCGUGGGAAACUGAGGAAAGGAAAUCGUCGAGGAGGAGACGGAGGGGGGGGACGAGGCGAGCGACCGGCGGAGAUGAGAGGGAGGUGGGCUGGGGCAGCGAGCCAGGCACAGAAAACGGAAGAGAUGCGACAGUCGGUGCGCGUGGUCGAGAGAAGUGCGCGCGAGUGCGAGAGUGCGAAACUGAGGCUCGGCGAAAGGAGAGAGAGAACGGGGAGACAAGAAAAAAGGUUGGGACGUGGAUAACGGUGGACAGGACAGGGAAACAGGGGGCAGGGGGCAGGGGGGCAGGGUGGAGAAGAGAGAAGGUGCGGAGCAAGGUGUGCGCUGGUGCCCAAGUGCAAGGAAGGAGCAAAGGGCGACGGGAGAGGGCAAGAACGGGCGCAAACGGGCAGGCAAGAACGACGAACAGAAAGGAAAGAGUUGGGCAGGAGCGACCGCCGUAA